Messenger RNA from Erythranthe guttata (spotted monkey flower), 2258 nucleotides. RefSeq names its product Protein prenylyltransferase superfamily protein. Gene Ontology annotation, cellular component: protein farnesyltransferase complex; CAAX-protein geranylgeranyltransferase complex; cytoplasm. Gene Ontology annotation, biological process: protein farnesylation; protein geranylgeranylation. Gene Ontology annotation, molecular function: protein farnesyltransferase activity; CAAX-protein geranylgeranyltransferase activity. NCBI's taxonomy places the organism in Eukaryota, Viridiplantae, Streptophyta, Magnoliopsida, Lamiales, Phrymaceae. The record is from RefSeq and is a predicted model, not a curated record.
UUUCACCAUGAAAAAUACCAUUAAAAGUCAAAUUUGCCCUGAUUAACUUAAAUAAAAUAAUUAGAAAACCUUGUGAAUUCUCUAUUAUGUUUUGAGGAUGCAAAAUGUUAUUAUUAUUUUUUACGGGUGCAAAGUGCCAAAAAUCUCCAUUUUAAGGGUGCAAAGUGGGAUUAAACCUAUAAUAAAGUGUCAAAAAAUUAUGGGGGUAUUUAGGUCAAUUUUUGAAGAAUGUCUAAAAAGUAAUAGGAAAAGUAAACACUAAUUAACCAUAAUCAUAUUUCGUAUUACAGUUCAAUGUUAAACAUCAUUAGUUGCGCCACCGUCUCCUCUCGCCGCGCACCUCCGCCGAAUUCGACACGCGCAACCAGCAAUUCACCACAUGCUUUCUACAGAUGCAAUUCACCACCACCUUGCUUUCUCAUUUAAUUGAUACGCCGUAAUUGGACGAGGAAUUGUGGCGAGUAUGAUACUGCAGCCAUGAGUGAAGUUAUACAUUCCAGCUUCCUUUUUGACAACUAGGGUUAUUUGUGGGCCUUGUGGCUGAAAGCAUACGCCUCUGCAAUGAAUGAAGCUACUAUCGAUCCGUCAAAUCUUCUCUGCCACCUGGAAGAUAUCCUGGAUUCCGACCCUCACAUUGAUGAAGUGGGGUUUAUUCAUCCAAUGCAGUUUGCUGCGUUCAACGAAGAGGACCAUAGUGGAUCUGGAACUCAUCUGACAGAUGAAAUUACUCGAAAACCAGUAAGAGACAGUAGUUCUCAUACUUUCUUUUGGCAUAGCAAACAUAAGCUGGGUAUCUCUACCAUUGUCCUACUUCCGUUGUAUAGAGCGGCUAAAGAUGCAUUCUUAGAUGCUUAUAAAGGAUACAGAAUGUUGAGAGAUUCUCAACUAAAGAAGGAUGAAUCGCUAGAGAACAGUGCGUUAACGUGUUUGCCAUCUUUACUGGAUACAAUGGAAAAGGAAGUUAUGAGACAUAGCAAGGCACUUCUUCUACUGAGCUGCGAUUUUGGCACCGCAUGGAAUGCCAGGAAGUUAAUUGUGUCAAGGAAGCUGCUCUCACCAAUGUUUACGGAUGAACUGCUUUUAUCAGCUUUAGUUUUAUCCUAUUCACCAAAAAGUGAACGUGCCUGGAGCCACAGGAGAUGGGUAAUCAAGAUGAUAGCUGGAAAAAGUGCAAAUAUGCAAGAGAUAGUGGAAAGAGAAUCCGAGUUAGUGAAAACCCUAGCAGAGAACUCUAAAAUGAAUUACCGUGCUUGGAGUCACCGCUGCUGGUUAGUUUCGUACAUGUCAGAUUCACAGGUGCUACUUGAGUUGCAAAGUUCUCGAGACUGGGCUGGGCUUCAUGUUGCUGAUAACUCUUGUUUCCAUUACCGAUCUCGCUUACUACUCCGGAUGAUAGAGAAUUUACGGCAUAACAAUGAUUCAGAUGGUUUCUCAGGUGCAGAAUUUCAUCAGAAGUGGAAGGAGGAGCUAGACUGGGUUGGGAUGUUAAUAAAACGUUAUGUCGGAAGAGAGGCUUUAUGGCUUCACCGUCGCUUCCUCUCACUUGUAUGGAUGAAACAUUUAGCAAUUGAUGAUCAAUGUGGCUUUAUUAAAGAUGAAAUAACGCUAUCCCAAUCAUCGACAAUCAUACCUGAUAACGAUUACGGGGACUAUCAAGCACAAGCAACCUAUUCCGCUACCUACAUCAUGUGGCUUGCAAAGCAAAUGCCCAUGUCUUUUGGCGUUGAGCUUCGAAAAAGUUCACAUUACGAGGCGCUCAAACUAUUUGCUGGUAAUGUCGGAAAAAGCUGCCUUUGGGAUUCUACGACUUCGAUAAUUGAAAUAUGCGACGACAGGUGAGUUAGAAGCAGCUUCUUACACGAGCCUGGUAAACCUUUUAUACCUUCUUAGUUGCGAAAUAAAAACCAUUACAUUGCAAAUUUGAUUAUAUGGUCAUAGUGGAGAAUAUGUGUUGAAGUUUGUUUAUAUCAGAUGUAAUAAUAUAUUCAACAGUCAUGCAAAAAUUGAUUAAGGCCUCGUUUGGUUGGAGAGAUUAGCCAUGAUUUGAUGUUUGAUAUCUCAAAUAACUUGUCCGAUCGACACGCAAAUUAAUUUUAUCUUGGCAACCAAACGAGGCAUGAGUUUAGUAUUUGCAAUGUAACAAAGACGCGAAAACUAUCCAAGAGACCCACCAAGAUUCCUACUGGGUCUAAAGUGGAUCCAUCCAUAUCCCAAUAUUAGGUUGUUCCAUUUAUUUAUUUAUUUAUUUAUUUUAUUUU